AUGGCUAUGGCGGGCGAUGGCCCUUGGGCCGUCGCCGUGAUGUGGUCAUUGACCGUCAUGGUCCUAAUCUUCGUCAUCCUCCGCAUCUACGCCCGCAUGAUACUGGUCAAGGCGUUUGGAACGGACGAUUUUGUCUUCAUCCUGGCAUUUGUCUGCCUGCUCCUCUUCACCAUUUUUAUCAACAUCUCUGCCAUGUAUGGAUUCGGCCAGAACACAUUCGAUAUCCACAACGCCCACAACAUAUCCAAGGCGGUCCUCUUCGAGUGUAUAAGUCAGACGUUCAACGUUUUGGGAAUGGCUCUCGCCAAGUGGUCACUUGGCCUCUUCCUUUUGCGACUCGUGCAGCAGACCUGGCACAAAGUCGCCAUCUGGGCCGCCCUUUGGUUUCUCAUGGGCGCUUCCAUUUCUUGCCUGUUGUGUUUCUGGUUCCAAUGCUCGCCGCCUGCAUAUCUCUGGGAUCGGACAUUGCUUGGUGGAAAGUGUGAACUCAAUAUUCUGCCAGUUUCCAUCAUUCUAGGAGCGACUUGCAUCCUUGUUGACUUCUUCUUUGCCAUCUUCCCAUGGAUCUUCAUGUGGAAGCUCCAAAUGAAUCAACGAGAGAAACUUGUCAUUCUUGGUAGCAUGAGCUUAGGCAGUAUCGCUGGAGUCUGUGGCAUCAAGCGAGCAACCGAGAUUCCCGGUCUUCUGAGCAAGAACUACCUGAAGGACUCUGUUGGAAUCAUCGUUUGGUCAGCCGCCGAAAUGGCCGUGACUAUGGUCUGCAUCGGCAUUCCUGUUUGUCGCCCCUUGUAUAAGAAGUAUCUCGGGAAAUGGAGUUCCAAAGACGGGAGCAAGUACAAUGCAAAUACGGCAGGAGGGUAUCGACUACGCACAAUUGGAACCAACGAGAUGCACGACGAAAUCCGCGCAGAGUCUGUAGAUUCCUGCGCCAAGGAUGGGCAGCACAUCGUUAGGGUGGAUAAGGACCUGGACCUUCACAACUCCAACAUAAAGUCAUCUGCUAUUAGAGGGGGGUUUCCAGGAGAUAAUCAGAGUGAAGAGGAGAUUCUAGGGAUUCACUCCUAA
Molecule: messenger RNA, 1065 nt
Organism: Ilyonectria robusta
Lineage: Eukaryota; Fungi; Ascomycota; Sordariomycetes; Hypocreales; Nectriaceae
Exons: 5
Coding region: 1-1065 (354 amino acids)
Source: RefSeq, a predicted model, not a curated record